AGGCGGCGCGGGCGCGCGGGAGGCGGUGGAGCGGCGUCACUCUUCACCUGCCCGGGCGAUCUCAGCCCCCUGGGCGGUCGGCAGGCUAGGGGGCUGCGGGGCUGAGCCCCGCUGAGCCCGCCGGGCCAGCCAUGGGCGACCGCGAGCGCAACAAGAAGCGGCUGCUGGAGCUGCUGCAGGCGGCGGGCACCGGCAACGCGCACUGCGCCGACUGCGGGGCGGCGGAUCCCGACUGGGCCUCCUACAAGCUGGGCAUUUUCAUCUGCCUGAACUGCUCUGGUGUCCACCGCAACUUCCCAGACAUCAGCAAAAUUAAAUCCGUGAGACUUGACUUCUGGGAUGACAGUACUGUGGAGUUUAUGACCCACAACGGGAACCUCCGUGUGAAGGCCAAGUACGAAGCCAGAGUCCCUGCUUUCUACUAUGUCCCCCAGGCCAACGAUUGCCUGGUGUUAAAGGAACAGUGGAUUCGAGCUAAGUAUGAAAGACAGGAAUUUAUGGCUGAUGGGAAAACCACCUCACCCCCAGGAAACCGGGAAGGGUUCCUGUGGAAGCGGGGAAGGGACAAUGCACAGUUCCUACGAAGGAAGUUUGUCCUCCUGGCAAAAGAAGGCCUCCUGAAGUACUACACUAAAGAGGAGGGUAAAGGCCCCAAAGCUGUCAUCAGCAUCAAGGACUUGAAUGCCACCUUUGAGACAGAGAAGAUAGGGAACCCCCAUGGACUGCAGAUCACCUACAGGAGAGAGGGCCACGUCAGGAACCUCUUCGUGUACCACGAGAGUGGGAAGGAGAUAGUGGACUGGUUCAAUGCCCUGCGUGCAGCCCGUCUGCAGUACCUAAAAACGGCCUUUCCUGAGCUCCCUGAGUCUGAGCUCGUGCCCCUCAUCACAAGGAAGUACCUCAAACAAGGCUUCAUGGAAAAGACGGGUCCAAAGCAGAAAGAACCUUUCAAGAAAAGGUGGUUUGUCUUGGAUCCCCAGGAGCGGAGGCUGCUCUAUUACAAGAAUCCACUGGAUGCCUUUGAACAGGGCCAGGUUUUUCUUGGGAGCAACGAGCAGGGGUACGGAGUAUAUGAAGACCUGCCCAAGGGCAUCCGAGGGAACCGCUGGAAAGCUGGCCUCACCAUCGUCACCCCCGAGCGGAGGUUCCUCUUCACCUGCCCCAGCGAGAAGGAGCAGAGGGAAUGGCUGGAGAGUUUUCAGGAUGUCCUCUCCCGCCCCUUGACGCCCCUCAACCUUCUCAAAUACAGAUGGUGCUCGUUGUUGCCAGGAAGCCCUCUCUGUCCAUGCACAGCUCUUCUGUGGGGAGCUCCGCCCUGUUAGCUACCCGCCGCCCACCAGUCCCUCUCCACCUGAGAAACCCUGGUCUGUUAUUAUUAGCUAUGGUCACACCCACUGGGCAACUCCUGGGGUCUUGGGUUCCUCUCCCCACACAGAGGAAAGGCUAUUUUGGGUGCCCUUCUUUUCUCUGCAUCCUCCCUUCUGUCGCUGCUCUCCUGCUCCUCCCCUUCCCCCCAGAUGUGUGACAAAUAGGCUUCUGUCUGCUGACAGCCAUGCGAAAAAUGAGAAGACGUUCUGAGCGGGAGCAGGAAACUCCUGGCCCGGGGCCUGGUUUGCGGGCACCAGGAACAAGUUCUGUGUUUGAAAAAGGACAGACCCGAGGAGGAGACCCCACAGCGCCCCCUUAGGAGAAACCCUUGUGUCCUUUGAGUCAGAUCAGCAUAAACACACCUGCUUUUCCCUUUCCAAAAUCUGAAAGCCUAGAGCCUGAGAAACAGACUUGAAAGUUGUUAGUAAAGCCCAUCUGCUGGCGCUUCCUUGUCCCUGCCGGUGGGUCUGCGUGUCUGACUCUGUUUCCAUGUCUCUCUCUCUCUCUCUCUGCGCCGGCGUGUGUCUCUCGCCGCCCUCGGUUGUUUUUUUAAUUCUGGUUCUCUGUCAUUGUGCCCCUGUCCCCUUGCUGUCCCUUCUCUCCAGCAGGACUACACUGGCACGGUUAUCAUCUGAGCUCUCUUCUUGCUCCCCUGACAGCUGCAUCAUCGGAGAGUGGCCACAGCAGCAGGUGACCCACUGGCCACCGAUCACCCGGAGCUCAUGGUAGGAAGGACAAGUUCUAACCUCAGCCUUCGUUGCCCAGCAGGCAUGCCCCGCCGUUCAGCAGCCAUGGCUGGCCAUGAACUGUGCCAAGACUGAAGCUUUGGCCUUUACCUGCUGGCUCCCUGGGCCUUCCCACGGCCCAGCUCAGGCGAGUCUUGGGGAUCUGGCCCAUGUCCUCAAGGCCUCAGACCUCUGAAAUGAAAACACUGCAUCGAGAGCCACCCACCGUGUCCUGCAAGUAGAGGUUUGCUCAAAGAGAAAAAAACUUGAUUCUGGAUGGAACCAUGAAGAAGUAAUCAGACAAAUCCACACGAGGAACGGUCUAUAAAACUGCCGGUGUAAGAUAAAGCAGUGAGGAAACUGUUCCACAUUAAAGAAGACGAAGGAGGCAACAAAGUGGAAUUCAGGAUUCUUGAUUGGAUCCUGGAUUUUGAUGCCUUUUUUUUUUUUUUAAGAUUUUUAUUUUUCAAUAAUCUCUAC
This is a messenger RNA of Mustela erminea (ermine), 2573 nucleotides long. It is a transcript of the gene ADAP2, whose product is annotated as ArfGAP with dual PH domains 2. Gene Ontology annotation, cellular component: plasma membrane; intracellular membrane-bounded organelle. NCBI's taxonomy places the organism in Eukaryota, Metazoa, Chordata, Mammalia, Carnivora, Mustelidae. Gene Ontology annotation, molecular function: phosphatidylinositol bisphosphate binding; GTPase activator activity. Bases 132 to 1322 code for a protein of 396 amino acids. The transcript has 11 exons. Gene Ontology annotation, biological process: positive regulation of GTPase activity. The record is from RefSeq and is a predicted model, not a curated record.